Molecule: messenger RNA, 2092 nt
Organism: Brassica rapa (field mustard)
Lineage: Eukaryota; Viridiplantae; Streptophyta; Magnoliopsida; Brassicales; Brassicaceae
Product: polyamine oxidase 2
Biological process (GO): polyamine catabolic process
Cellular component (GO): peroxisome
Molecular function (GO): polyamine oxidase activity
Source: RefSeq, a predicted model, not a curated record
CCAAAUUAAACCUGUCUCCUUUUCUCUCUCUAGCAGCCUCUGUUCUUUUUUUUUGUUCUCCUUGAAACUUUCUCUCUCUUUUCUCAUCUCUGCGAUUUUGAUAUUCUCUCCCGAUUGUUUCGCUUGAAUUACGCAUCAGAUUUCUCCGAUCAUCACCGAUCUACGUUCAUACUGAUCGGUUUGAGCAGGCAGAGUGAAAAAAUAAAUUAAAAAAACAGAAUCAGGAGGGAGAGAAUUGUGAAGAAAGAGAGAAAUCGCAUGAAUUUGUUUGGAAGCCUGAUCUUUUCAUCAUCGAUAUCGAGCCACUUUACGACUUGUCUUCUUAUCUUCAUCCUUCAUUUUUCUCCUCAGCUUCCUUCUAAUAGUAACAAUAAUAAUAAUAAUAGUAAUCGUAAUUCUAAUCGUUUGAUCAAUUGAAAAAAAAUCAUGGAGUCGAGGAAAAACUCUGAUCGUCAAAUCCGCAGAGCUAAUUGCUUUUCAGCUGGUGGGAGGAUGAAGACAAGGUCGCCUUCUGUGAUAGUUAUUGGAGGUGGUUUUGGUGGAAUCUCUGCUGCUCGUACUCUUCAAGAUGCUUCCUUUCAGGUUGUGGUACUAGAGUCCCGUGAUAGGAUUGGUGGAAGAGUUCACACUGAUUACUCAUUCGGUUUUCCUGUUGAUCUUGGUGCAUCAUGGCUACACGGAGUGUGCAAAGAGAAUCCUCUGGCACCAGUAAUUGGGAGGCUGGGACUGCCCUUGUAUCGUACUAGUGGUGACAAUUCGGUCUUGUAUGAUCAUGAUCUUGAGAGCUAUGCUUUGUUUGAUAUGGAUGGCAAACAAGUUCCUCAAGAGUUGGUAACAGAGGUUGGCAUAACUUUUGAGCAGAUUUUGGAAGAGAUCAAUAAAGUCAGGGAUGAGCAAGAGGCGGAUAUGUCAAUAUCUAAGGCUUUCUCAAUUGUGUUUUCAAGGAAACCAGAGUUGAGGUUAGAGGGGCUUGCACACAAUGUACUUCAGUGGUACUUGUGCCGCAUGGAAGGAUGGUUUGCUGCCGAUGCUGACACCAUCUCCGCAAAGUGUUGGGACCAGGAGGAGUUGCUUCCUGGUGGACAUGGUCUUAUGGUUAGAGGGUAUCGCCCUGUCAUCAAUACUUUGUCCAAAGGGAUUGAUAUUCGACUAGGCCAUAGGGUUACUAAGAUUGUAAGACGGUACAAUGGAGUGAAGGUAACGACAGAAAACGGUGAAACAUUUGUUGCAGACGCUGCAGUAAUCGCUGUUCCUCUCGGUGUCUUAAAAUCCGGAACCAUAACAUUCGAACCAAAGCUACCAGAGUGGAAACAAGAAGCCAUCAACGACCUCGGAGUAGGAAUCGAAAACAAGAUCAUACUCCACUUCGAAAAAGUCUUCUGGCCAAAAGUAGAGUUUCUCGGAGUAGUCGCAGAAACCUCCUACGGCUGCAGCUAUUUUCUAAACCUCCACAAGGCCACAGGACAUCCAGUUCUUGUCUACAUGCCGGCCGGUCAGCUCGCCAAAGACAUCGAGAAGAUGUCUGAUGAAGCAGCUGCGAAUUUCGCCGUCUUGCAGCUCCAGAGGAUACUUCCUGAUGCUCUCCCUCCGGUGCAGUAUCUAGUAUCGAGGUGGGGGUCUGAUGUGAACUCGUUGGGAUCUUAUAGCUAUGAUAUCGUGGGGAAGCCUCAUGAUUUGUAUGAGAGGCUAAGGGUUCCGGUGGAUAAUUUAUUCUUUGCUGGUGAAGCGACGAGCUCGAGUUUCCCGGGGUCGGUUCAUGGGGCGUAUUCAACUGGUUUGAUGGCUGGUGAGGAUUGUAGGAUGCGUGUGUUGGAGAGGUAUGGUGAGUUGGAUCUGUUUCAGCCUGUGAUGGGUGAAGAAGGACCUGCUUCUGUUCCUCUUCUUAUAUCUCGUCUCUAAAACUCAUUCAUCUUUUAUCAAACCAGUCUAUGCAAUCUGUUGUGCUAUAAAGAACCUGUAAGUGAUUUGGCUUGUCUUGUUGGGAAAACAAUAACUAUUAUAGUGUUGGAUCAUUAAAACUUUUGAAUGUGAACAUUAUGCCUUGUGAUAUAUUUAUAUCCCUAUUUAUAUAUGACAAUCACCUUUGAGGAUU